AUGCCCGGCUGCCCGCGGCUCGCGCUGGUCUGCGCGCUGCCCUGGCUCCUGCGGGCGGCGGCACCCGGGAGCCCCGCGCCACCCCUGGCGCAGCGGCGCGACCCCCGCAACCCUGCUAGGGGCGCCGAUUUCGAUCACGUCUACAGCGGGGUGGUGAACCUCAGCACCGAAAACAUCUACUCCUUCAACUACACCAGCCAGCCUGGCCAGGUCCAUGCGGUGCGGGUGUACGUGAACAGCUCUUCGGAGAACCUCGACUACCCAGUCCUGGUUGUGGUUCGCCAGCAGAAAGAGGUGCUGUCCUGGCAGGUUCCUCUGCUCUUCCAAGGACUGUACCAGAGGACCUACAACUACCAGGAAGUGAGCCGCACCUUAUGUCCCUCAGAAGCAACCAAUGAAACAGGACCGCUGGAGCAACUGAUAUUUGUAGAUAUAGCAUCCAUGGCACCCCUGGGUGCCCAGUACAAACUGCUGGUUACCAAGAUCAAGCACUUCCAGCUACAGACAAACGUUGCCUUGCACUUCACUGCCAGCCCCUCUCAACCUCAGUAUUUUCUAUACAAAUUUCCUGAAGAUGUGGACUCAGUUAUCAUUAAAGUUGUGUCUAAAGUGGCUUAUCCAUGUUCUGUUGUCUCCAUCCAGAAUAUUAUGUGCCCAGUGUAUGACCUUGACCACAAUGUGGAAUUUAAUGGUAUCUAUCAGUCCAUGACCAAGAGAGCUGCCAUCACACUACAGAAGAAGGAUUUUCCAGGUGAGCAGUUCUUCGUGGUGUUUGUGAUAAAGCCUGAAGAUUAUGCUUGUGGAGGAUCCUUCUUCAUCCAGGAAAAGGAGAACCAGACCUGGAAUCUACAACGAACAAAGAACCUUAAAGUGACCGUUGUUCCUUCCAUUAAAAAAUCCGUUUUUGUGAAAGCCGUUCUUCUCAGCUUCCUCAUCUUCUUCUCCUUCUAUUUGGGAUGUCUUCUGAUUGCAUGUGUUCAUUAUAUCCGGUUUCAGAGAAAAUCCACUGAUGGGAGCUUCGGUUCCAGUGAUGGCUCUGGAGAUAUGGCGGUGUCACAUCCCAUUGCUGCCAGCACCCCAGAAGGGAGCAAUUAUGGGACAAUAGAUGAGUCAGGCUCCAGUCCCGGCAGGCAGAUGUCCUCCUCUGAUGGGGGCCAGCCAUGCCACCAGUCAGACACAGACAGCUCCGUGGAGGAGAGUGACUUCGACACCAUGCCAGACAUUGAGAGUGAUAAGAAUAUCAUCCGGACCAAGAUGUUUCUUUACCUGUCCGAUCUGUCCAGGAAGGACCGGAGAAUCAUCAGCAAAAAGUAUAAGAUUUAUUUUUGGAAUAUCAUCACUAUUGCUGUGUUCUAUGCACUACCUGUGAUCCAGCUGGUCAUCACCUACCAGACAGUGGUACAUGUCACUGGAAACCAGGACAUCUGUUACUACAAUUUCCUCUGUGCUCACCCCUUGGGCGUCCUGAGCGCCUUCAACAACAUUCUCAGUAACCUGGGGCACGUGCUCCUGGGCUUCCUCUUCCUGUUGAUAGUCUUGCGCCGAGACAUUCUCCAUCGAAGAGCCCUGGAAGCCAAGGACAUCUUUGCCAUGGAGUAUGGGAUUCCCAAACACUUUGGUCUCUUCUAUGCUAUGGGCAUCGCAUUGAUGAUGGAAGGAGUGCUCAGUGCUUGUUACCACAUCUGCCCUAAUUACUCCAACUUCCAGUUUGACACCUCCUUCAUGUACAUGAUCGCCGGCCUCUGCAUGCUGAAGCUCUAUCAGACCCGCCACCCAGACAUCAACGCCAGCGCCUACGCUGCCUACGCCUCCUUCGCCUUGGUCAUCUCACUCACGGUCCUCGGAGUGGUGUUUGGAAAAAAUGACGUGUGGUUCUGGGUCAUCUUCUCUGUGAUCCAUAUACUGGCCUCUCUCGCCCUCAGCACCCAGAUCUACUACAUGGGCCGUUUCAAGAUAGAUUUGGGGAUUUUCCGGAGGGCUGCUAUGGUGCUCUACACGGACUUCAUCCAUCAGUGCAGCCGGCCUCUGUAUAUGGACAGAAUGGUGCUGCUCAUUGUGGGGAAUCUGGUCAACUGGUCCUUUGCCCUCUUUGGACUCAUCUUCCGACCCAGGGACUUUGCUUCCUACAUGCUGGGCAUCUUCAUCUGUAACCUGCUGCUCUACUUGGCCUUUUACAUCAUCAUGAAGCUUCGCAGCUCUGAGAAGGUCCUCCCCAUCCCACUCUUCUGCAUUGUGGCCACCGCUGUGAUGUGGGCCACUGCCCUGUACUUUUUCUUCCAGAAUCUCAGCAGCUGGGAGAGAACCCCAGCGGAGUCCCGGGAGAAGAACCGGGACUGUGUCCUGCUGGAUUUCUUUGAUGACCAUGACAUCUGGCACUUCCUGUCUGCCACUGCCCUGUUUUUCUCAUUCCUGGUUCUGUUAACCCUGGAUGAUGACCUGGAUGUGGUUCGGAGGGACCAGAUCCCUGUCUUCUGAGCCUUCAGCCUUAAGAGGGGAGAGAGGGAGCGAUCGAUCUUGGUGCUGUUUCAUGAAAACUCCGGGGCCUGCAGCAAAGUAACCACUGCCAAAUACUCCACUCAAUGCCUGUGGAGUCAACUCUGUGUACAUUCGACAGGGAGGAGAGUAGCAGGGGAGAUUCAAACCUGCAAGAGGGAGGCAAAAGGGAAGCCACGGCUGUGGACAGAGGCAAGCCCUGAAGAGCCGAGAAGCCCCCAUCCCCUUAAGUUGCAGCUCUGCGCUAGACAUGGACAACCACUGCAUCAAAGUCCACUCGCCAUCGGGGGCCCCUCCCAUCCUCGCCUGGGACUUGCCAGCAGUGGCAGCAUGAAGCCGCCCUCUUCCCUCCGGCUGCCUCCAUGCCAGUCAGCAGCUCCGAGUCCCCGCCCAGAAACUUUCCGUGGGCCCCCUUUGCAUGUCUGCAACAUCUGCUGCUCUAGAUAUCUCAAGCGCCAGCCUGCUUCUCCGGGGUCCUGGGAUGACGUGGUUCCCAGAGUCUGGUAGGGGGCUAGACCCGAUGCCCUACCCAACUGGGAUAGGUGUUUUAUCAGCACCAGCUGGUCACCUCCUCAGAAGGAAUGCUGCAUGCUUCUCCCAGGUUCCUGACCUCCUUAGAAAGACUCUGGAUUGGGCUUGUCACACACUCCUCCUAACAGGUCUCUGGGACCAGGACUUGGGUGCUUACCUAUUCUUUAAUGUCUUCAUCUCACUGCUGUGUGUUGGCCCCAUAACUCAGGCUCUGCCUUCUUGAGAAGGCUCUGUUACUCCACCCACCAGCUCCAAGGUGGAAGGGGAAAUGAGAGAACUCUUCUAGCAGCAGGAAGAGCAAGAGAAAUGACUGUCAGUGCUAAGAGAAGGGUGACAUCAGCAUCAAGCAAACUCGGGCUCCUGGAGAAAUUCGGCCAAGACAAAAGUACUGCCUCAUGCCUCCAAUUCAAACCGCUCAAUUUUGUGCCCGCAUCACCUUUGGGGAAGAAAUAAGGGUUUUACCAGGGACUCUGCAGGAGGGGUCCUCUACCACAGACUCAGCCCUUAUCUGUCGCUGCCUGCAGAUCAGGGCCUCCAGACUUUCUCCCUGGAGUUCUCUAGACCUAACUCUCAGGGCAAAUGCAUCUUACUCUAACUCUCUAGAUGCAAAGAGCACAGACGAUAUAGGAUUUAGGAUUGCCUUGGUUGCACCUGAUUCUCAUUGUCUCCCCAGUAAGGUGUUGAAAUCUCAGUGUCCCACUUCCCUCCCCACGGUCUGGCAGCUCUGCCCCUCAGAGCCCCACUUUGACCAGGCUCCUUGUGACCUG
This is a messenger RNA of Molossus molossus (Pallas's mastiff bat), 3791 nucleotides long. It is a transcript of the gene SIDT1, whose product is annotated as SID1 transmembrane family member 1. Lineage: Eukaryota; Metazoa; Chordata; Mammalia; Chiroptera; Molossidae. Bases 1 to 2475 code for a protein of 824 amino acids. The transcript is spliced from 25 exons. Gene Ontology annotation, cellular component: membrane. The record is from RefSeq and is a predicted model, not a curated record.